This is a messenger RNA of Acanthocheilonema viteae, 1305 nucleotides long. The record is from the annotation of a GenBank genome assembly. NCBI's taxonomy places the organism in Eukaryota, Metazoa, Nematoda, Chromadorea, Rhabditida, Onchocercidae.
AUGGAUAAUAACAAUAAAAUUGGUACAAUAACUCGUAAGCUGACAGCUAAUGGUGGUUAUUAUUUCUCUUUAGUACAAGAACUGGAUGACAAUGUUACUAACGUCCUUAAUGUUUGCUGCAAGACGAUACUUCAAAGAGACAGUUGGGUGCAAAAUAUUAUAGCGGCACAGGAUAAUGUGCGACCUAAAGAUGCGGAAGCAUCAGGUCAUUGUUUGCAGUAUCACAGCUAUGAUAAAGCUACAGUUUGUUUUCAUUGUGAAAAGCUUCUUGUUGGUCUAUUCUAUCAAGGAUAUCAUUGCUCCGAUUGUAAACGAAAUUUGCAUCGUUCGUGCUUAUCGAUGAGUAAAUGUCCAGGAGUUGGUAUUAUAUUAACACGAAGUCAAGGUCCAAAUAGACGGAAACAUACUGCUUCCUUGCAACCCCAUGAAUGUGUCCGCGCAGUACAAUCAUUUCGAACAAACGAUCCACUGUUCCUAUCAUUUGAAAUGAAUGAUUUGAUAGAAAUCAUUCAACGAAAUGUUGAUGGCACACUGGUGGGACGAAUUGUUGCGUUUCCUAAUCGAGUUGGACUUAUUCAACCGGAAUUUGUUCGCCGAUUUCGAAUUUCGACGUCGUCAUUGCAUAUGGGUUUGUCUACAGGUACUUCAUCAAGUAGCGUUACACUGUCAUCACCGGUGGAACAUAGUGAUUCUUGCAUUAGUUCACCUCAGUUACAGCUGCCUCUUACAAACGGAGAGCGCAAAUCUUCUUCCUCGGUUGAAAACAUGUUUUUACCUCGGAAAUCGCAAAGCCAGGAUUAUGUGAAUACUGAAGUGAUGGGUCAACAGUGGUAUCGGGGACCAAUGAAGCGCUGGGAUGCGGAGGAACUAUUACGUGGCACACCCGAUGGUACCUUCUUAGUACGAUUCAGUGCAACACAGCAAAAAUAUGUUAUCAGCAUAAGUUUCAAUGGUGACGUGAAACACACAAAAGUGGAACAAUCUCCAGAAGGACGUUAUUACCUGGACGAAAGCACAAUGUUUGCAGGCAUCGUGGAGUUGAUCAACUACUAUAGAGAGAAUAAUUUGCGAGAAUCAUUCGAAACUUUAAAUACCACUUUACGACAUUCUUAUACCGAUAAACAAUCAUAUGUUGCCUUGCACAAUUUUGAAACAUCAGAGCCAAAUUUUCUCACUUUGGUGGUUGGUCAAAAAGUCUACGUGAUCAGUAGGACUGGUGAAGAUCGAGGCUGGUGGAAAGGACGUAGUGGUAAUCGAGUAGGUUACUUCCCACUUGCUUAUGUCGCACCAGCGGAAGAGGCAUGA